This is a messenger RNA of Sordaria macrospora k-hell, 2250 nucleotides long. RefSeq lists its product as uncharacterized. Gene Ontology annotation, molecular function: phosphatidylinositol-4,5-bisphosphate phospholipase C activity. Gene Ontology annotation, biological process: lipid metabolic process; release of sequestered calcium ion into cytosol; phosphatidylinositol-mediated signaling. NCBI's taxonomy places the organism in Eukaryota, Fungi, Ascomycota, Sordariomycetes, Sordariales, Sordariaceae. The record is from RefSeq and is a predicted model, not a curated record.
AUGCAUCGAAUCAAGUCCAAAAUGUCCGCAACUGUCCGAGGAGGCGCGUCCUAUCUCCCUGACGGAGCUCACCAAGGCGGCGGUGGCCUAUCCGGCGCCGAGCAAAAGGUCAAGACCUUGAGCCCAGCAAUCGCCGCGCAUCUCCGACGCAUCUACAACGCACAUGCCGACAGCGUGACCAAAGCCUGGCGCCAGGAGGAUGUCUCUGUCUGGCUCCGGUGCUGCCAAGGCGACGACGAGGCUGAGCUUGCUCGGGAUUUUCCCCUUCACCAGGACUGGGACUACGAGAGCUUUGUUCGGUACAUCACCUCCUCAGCCGCCAACUCGAUCGCGCCGCCGCAUGUCGAUUCCCGGGACCUUGGCUACCCGCUUUCGAGCUACUUUAUUAGUUCCAGUCAUAAUACUUAUUUGACGGGCAACCAGCUGUCUAGCGAGUCGAGCGCAGAUGCGUACAAGAACGUGCUGUUGCGCGGGUGCCGCUGCAUUGAGGUGGAUGUUUGGGAUGGAUCGGAUUCGGAGUCGGAGGAUGGUAAUGAUGAUGACGACGACGCCGCGUCGGUGACUUCGAGCAGUUCCAGCUCUAGCUCGGAUGAUGCUUAUGGUAGCGGGGAGGAGGGGACGGCGAGCAAGAUGAAGAGGAAAGCGAAGAGUAAGCUGCCUAGCUUUCUUGGUGGGAGGAAGAAGUCCAAGGAUAAGAAAAUUCGGCAGCCCAACGCCGCCACCACCACCACCACCACCACCACAACAACAACAACAACAAGAACGACAGCGGCGGAGGUACGGGCGGCAUCGGUAGCGGCGACGCCAGCGACAGCAACAACCAACGAGGCCGCCGCCCCAGCAGGAAGCCUCUCGGCGGAUACGACCAACCCCUUGGAGAAGAGCAAAACCGGCGGCUCUGCCUCCCUAUUCCCAACACUCAGCAGGAAGAGCACCAAAGAGCCGCGAGUGCUGCACGGGUACACGCUAACCAAGGACAUCACCUUCCGCGACGUGUGCGAGGCUAUCAAGGACUACGGCUUUGCCACCACCGACUUACCCCUGAUCGUCAGUCUCGAGGUGCACUGCAGCGCCGAGCAGCAAGAGAGGAUGGUGGACAUUAUGCGGCAAACCUGGGGAGACCUGCUCCUCCCGGAACCAGAGGAAGACGCCAAGUGUCUUCCCACUCCCGAAGAGGUGCGCGGAAAGAUUCUCGUGAAAGUCAAGUACGCCCCACCUCACGACGAGGGCGGCUCGACGACCCCCGAGGACCUGGAUAACACAGUCGCCAAUGCAUCCUUGGGACUACCAGAAGAACCAGGCCAGCCGAAGCAGCGGGCGGCGAAGAAGCCAUCCAAGAUCAUCUGGGCCUUGAGUAGGAUGGGCAUCUACACACGCGGCGUGUCGUUCAAGAGCCUGAUGCAGCCCGAGGCCGAAAUGCCGACGCACAUUUUCUCUCUGUCGGAGGGCGGGGUGAUGGAGGUGCAUAAGGAGAGUCGGCGGGCGCUGUUUGAGCAUAACAAGCGCUACCUGAUGCGGGCGUACCCGUCUGGCAUGCGCAUUUUGUCGUCAAACCUGGACCCGGCCGUGUUUUGGCGAAAGGGGAUCCAGAUUGUCGCGCUGAACUGGCAGAAUUGGGAUGAGGGCAUGAUGCUGAAUGAGGGCAUGUUUGCUGGGACGGGGGGUUAUGUGCUUAAACCUGCCGGCUACCGCUGCUCCAAACUCACCGGCAGCGACCCGGUCCCCGAAGCCGACACCCAAGCAGACGCAGUCCAGCACUACACAAUGGACCUUAGUAUCUCGGUCCUCGCCGCCCAAUCCCUCCCGCUUCCCCCGGGAGACACCAACAUCGACUCAUUCCGUCCGUAUCUCAAAGUCGAACUCCACGUUGAAGAGCCCGGCGAGCGCCACGGCACCGAUGAUCUCCCGCAAGACGGCAAGGAGAAAGAAGGCGAGUACAAGGCCAAGACGAAAUCGCUAAAGGGGUAUGGGCGCGAUCCGGAUUGGUCGGGGUCCAAGGUACAGGGCGGGAAGGGGAAUGGUGGUGCGGAACUGAAAUUCGAGAAUAUCCCUGGUGUUGUCCCGGAGCUCAGCUUUGUGAGGUUUUUGGUGCUGGAUGAUGAGAUUGGAAGGGAUUCGUUGGCGGCGUGGGCUUGUGUGAGGCUGGAUCGGUUGAGGGAGGGGUACCGGUUUGUGCAUUUGCUGGAUGCCAAGGGGAUGGAGAGCGAGGGUGUUGUUUUGGUGAAGGUUAAGAAGACGUUGAGGUUGUGA